This is a messenger RNA of Lacerta agilis (Sand lizard), 940 nucleotides long. RefSeq names its product platelet glycoprotein IX-like. Bases 107 to 754 code for a protein of 215 amino acids. The record is from RefSeq and is a predicted model, not a curated record. NCBI's taxonomy places the organism in Eukaryota, Metazoa, Chordata, Lepidosauria, Squamata, Lacertidae. The transcript has 2 exons.
UCAGGAAUUAUUCUACUUUGGCCAUUGCUGCAAGACUGGAAGAAGCUUCAGUGGGAAGACGCCAGCAUUUCUUUUCUUUUCUUUUUUUAAGAAAUAAGCUGCAGUCAUGAACAAAGUAAAUAUCUCCUCCAAUGCUGGGAUACAAGUCAUGCUACUGUUAUUAAGCACAGCUCAACCCAAGCCCUGUCCUCCCUGUUUGUGUGAGCAGCAGGAAGACCUAAGGGGUUGGAUAUUAAACUGCAGUUCUAUGGGGCUGAAGGAUAUGCCUCCCCUGUCAUCAGAAUUAUGCCACUCUUGCCAUACCAUCAACAUUCUUCAUCUGCAAAACAACAGUUUGACCACGGUUCCUCCUGGUGCACUGGACCACUUAAUUUACCUGAAAGAAGUUGAUUUCUCCAACAACCCUUGGCACUGUGACUGCUCUAUUUUAUAUUUCAAGCAGUGGCUGGAAGACUUCAGUAACGCUUCUCUUGCCAACCUUCAAUGUGCAUCUCCAGCUUCUGUAAAAUCGAGAGCCUUGAGUCAGCUGACUGGGAAUGAACUGGAAGGAUGUAGGAAGCCUCAACCAAUCAAAUGCCUUGAUUUCUUUUGGAGAGACUUUGCUCUUAUUUUUGUGGCAAUUAUUGUCUUAAUUUUAGCAACAUGCAUUCUACGAUACUCAAAAAAAUUAACUUCCCAAGCUGCCAGGAAGCUACAUCCUUCUGAAGUCCCACUGCUGCAGUUGCAUGACCCGGAAAAACAGAAAUCAAAAUGAGCUGCUGCAGUGACUAAUAGCUCUUCAGUAAGAUUACCAAAGUAAUCUGUUUAAAAGGUUGUGUUUGUUCAGGCUCCAAGCGCAUACAGAGCCAUGACUAAACGUCCCUUAGGCUAAAGAAAUAGCACCAGUUAUAUUCUGUUUGUUCUUGCUGAUUAAAUAAGAACUUGUACAAUGUACGUAGUU